AUGCCUCAUUAUUCUUCAUAUCAAGUCACAAAUACAACAACAAAGAAAAAUUAUCAUGAUAAUGAUAAUGAUGAUGAUGAUGAUUUAGAAGCAUUACGAACAGCUGCACUUAAAACAUUAUAUUCUAAGAAACGCAAAAAUACUUAUGAUCAUUCACCAACUCAUCGAAAUUCUCGUUCAUCAUCAAGAUCUUAUUCAUCAUCUUCAUCAUCAGCAUCAUCACGACGAUCUAGUUAUAGUCGUUCAUCUAUUAGUAGAUCUUAUUCAUCAUCAUCAUCAUUAUCAUCAAUUAGUUCAAAUUCUUUAGAUAAAAAUGAUAAAGAUUAUCGUUUUGAAACAAAAAAUAAACAAAUAAUUAGUGAUAUUGAUGAACGUUUUCCACAAGAUAUUUUAAAUAAUAAUGAUGAUGAUGCACUUAUUGUUAAUUGUCCUAUACAAGAUGAUGAUUUACUUAUACAAGAUGAACAAAAAUUAAUAAUAAAUCAUUCGAAAGAUCAAUCAUUAAAAAAAACUUCUAAUUAUAAUGAACAAAAUCAUAAUAAAUUAUCUUCAAAAGAAAUAAAACAACGAAAAGAAAAUGAAUCUAAAAAAUCUUCAUCUAUUAAAGAACAUCCUGUUUCAAUAACAGUUAAAUUAAAUUCUGAUAAUUUUGAUUUACGACAAUUAAUAAAAAAACGUCGUACAAAUGAAUCAUUACAAAAUAAUAAUGGUAAUAAUAAUAAUAAUAAUAAUAAUAAUAAUAAUCAACGUAUUGUUCAAAUUUUACCAAAAGAUAAUCAAUUAAAUGUAAAUAAAACAAUUCAUGAUCGUAUUUCAUCAAAACGAUUAGAUAAAAAUCAAUCAUUAAAAAAAUAUCGUAAACAUUGA
Molecule: messenger RNA, 867 nt
Organism: Rotaria sordida
Lineage: Eukaryota; Metazoa; Rotifera; Eurotatoria; Philodinida; Philodinidae
Source: the annotation of a GenBank genome assembly